GGCACUGCAUCACACAGCUCAGCCUGCACUCCACUCUCUCCUCUCAUCAUGAACCUGCUAGUAGUCUGUCUGUGCUAUGCAGUUUUGGAGCUCUUGGCAGUCAAUUGUCAGGAGGUCAUACAGGACCGUAUAGUCGGAGGUUACGCUCCAGCACCCAAUUCCAUCAAAUACAUUGUGUCCUUACAGACCACCAAGGGACAGCACUUCUGUGGCGGAUCGCUAGUGCACAAGUACUGGGUGCUUACGGCCGCUCACUGUAACAUAGGGUCAGAUCAGAUGAUGAUUGUAGCAGGGGACUACUCUCUGAGUAUGUUCGAGGGAACGGAGCAGUAUUCCAAACCGCACAGAAUUAUCCCUCAUCCGCUGUACAACAAGACCACCAACAAUGCUGACAUCAUGCUCAUCAAGCUGAGGGUUCCCAUGGUGAUGGGUAGCUAUGUGUCCCUGGCACCCCUCCCUCGGCAGGGUACAGGGGUUAUGGCGGGGCGGGUGUGUCGUGUGUCGGGGUGGGGGUACACCUCUCUGGGAGGGGGUCAGAUCCCCUCCACCCUGCGGACUGUCAAGCUGCCCAUCGUGUCAUCGGCCAGGUGCAACAGCAGCGAGUCUUUCAAUGGGAACAUCACCUCCAACAUGAUCUGUGCCGGAUACAAUGCUGGGGGCAAGGACGCAUGCAAGGGAGAUUCCGGCGGGCCGCUGGUGUGCGAGGGGCGUGUCUACGGUGUGGUAUCAUGGGGAAACGGCUGCGGAGAUGCCAAGUUUCCGGGCGUUUACACAGCGGUGUCCAAGUUCCGGCGGUGGGUCGACAGAACCAUCUACAGCUCCUAUACACGCUGUCUGAAGUAUUAAAGAGAAGUAGAG
Molecule: messenger RNA, 858 nt
Organism: Oncorhynchus keta (chum salmon)
Lineage: Eukaryota; Metazoa; Chordata; Actinopteri; Salmoniformes; Salmonidae
Product: trypsin-like
Exons: 5
Coding region: 49-846 (265 amino acids)
Biological process (GO): proteolysis
Molecular function (GO): serine-type endopeptidase activity
Source: RefSeq, a predicted model, not a curated record